Messenger RNA from Leptosia nina, 1302 nucleotides. The record is from the annotation of a GenBank genome assembly. Lineage: Eukaryota; Metazoa; Arthropoda; Insecta; Lepidoptera; Pieridae.
AUGGCCGACAGCGAAUUUGAAGAAUUUCGCCGUGUAUUUGACAAAUUACCUCAGCACAUCAAAGCCCCGACACCGUUCUAUUCACUAGUGCCAAAUGUCGGUUUGGAAGAUGACUCUCCGUCAUCGAAGAGUGAGGAGAGUCCGGAAGAAGAUAGAGUGUGUGUUGGAGACGCAGAGGGGAUAAAGGGAACAGAUGGAUCUCCCGUCGCUCAGGACACAACAGACGCACAACGUAGCCCUCGCCAUCAAACGUUUACAAGUGGAGAGCGUAGAAGAAGAAAACUACCAGAGAUACCGAAGAAUAGAAAACCCAAUGUGGUGGGUGGAAGUCAGCCGGCGUCCCUCGCUGAUGAACUAGGAGCAUUAACUGGUCUUCUUGUGCGGCCAGGGUGCCAGGGGCGACCUUUACUAGUGCUUAAGUGCGGCUACCUUUUGGACGAAGACUCCAGCCCUGACUCCGAACGACUGCAAAGCCUUGGCGAUGUGGAUAGCGGGCAUAGCACUGCGCAUUCGCCCAUUGACACCGGGCCUAAGAGCUUAUCGCCGACGCCGUUACAACAGAACGUGUCACCGUCGUCGAGUUGCAGUAUUAGUGGUAUCAAUUUCGCUGGUAACGUUACCACAGUACCACAUAGUCAAUUGGAAAUGCUAGAGGCAACCCAUAGAGGUUUACACAAGUUCAAUCCUAGGCACCAUGACGAAAUAGAAGUAGAGAUUGGGGACCCUAUUUAUGUCCAGAAGGAGGCCGAUGACUUGUGGUGUGAAGGAGUAAAUUUAAGGACAGGGCAGCAGGGAAUUUUCCCAUCGGCUUACGCUGUUGAUAUGGACUAUAGUGAUUUUGACCCAGCCAACGCGAAAGCAAAGCGCGAAAGAUAUCUACUGGGUUACAUGGGUUCAGUAGAAACUCUUGCGCAUAAGGGCACCGGCGUUGUAUGCCAAGCCGUUAAAAAGAUUGUAGGCGACUCAAAUGGAGAUAUUGGCUCACAGCCUUGUAUUUUGGAAGUGUCUGAUCAAGGUCUUCGUAUGGUGGAUCGAUCUAAGCCAGAUCGAAAUCGCAACGCACCCUGUAUCGAUUAUUUCUAUUCACUGAAGAACGUCUCCUUCUGCGCCUUCCACCCCCGGGACCAUCGGUACCUCGGCUUUAUAACAAAGCACCCAACGCUCCAGAGGUUCGCAUGUCACGUGUUCCGUGGCCAAGAGUCUACAAGACCAGUUGCUGAAGCUGUGGGGCGAGCAUUCCAGAGGUUUUACCAGAAGUUCAUAGAAACAGCUUAUCCCAUUGAGGACAUUUAUAUAGAGUGA